Panicum virgatum (switchgrass) is the source of this 945-nucleotide messenger RNA. Its product is annotated as wall-associated receptor kinase 2-like. The coding region runs from base 1 to 945 and encodes 314 amino acids. NCBI's taxonomy places the organism in Eukaryota, Viridiplantae, Streptophyta, Magnoliopsida, Poales, Poaceae. The transcript has a single exon. The record is from RefSeq and is a predicted model, not a curated record.
AUGCUGCUUCCAUUGCUCAUCGCCGCACUCGUCUCGCCGUGGCUGCCGGCGGCAGCCGCUGCGGCAGAGUGCCACCAGCAGCCGCCGCAGCAGUGCGGCGGGGUGGACAUCCCGUUCCCCUUCGGCAUCGGACACGGCUACCUCGAGACGCCGGGCAGCAAGGCACAGCCCUUCAACGUCACCUGCAGCCACCGCGCCGACGACGACGGCGCGCCGCGGCCCAAGCCGACCCCCGUCGUCGACGGCAUGGAGGUGCUCCGCAUCGACGUGCUCCGGGGGAGGAUCUACACCAAGAGCAUGGUCAGCUCGUGGUGCUACAACGCCACGACCGGCUCCAUGGACGACCCGACCACCUGGUGGUACGAGUCCGCGACGACGUUCCGCUUCUCCGAAGACAACAGGCUCACCGUCGUCGGCUGCAACGCCUUCGGGAUCAUCUGGUCCCGGGACGGCGGCGCCGACGACAAGUACCUGGUGGGCUGCAACGCCACCUGCUCGCGCGGCGUGCGGUCGCUGGCCGACGGCUCCUGCAGCAACUUGGGCGGCUGCUGCCAGGCGCCGAUCCCGCCGGGAUCGUCCUUCGAAGCGUCCUUCUUCCCCUACGACAGCAACAGCAGCGCCGGCAUCCCAGCAGGGCUCGGCCCGGCGAGCCCCUGCGUCUACGCCAUGGUGGUCGACAAGGAGGCAUUCGAGUUCCGGGUGGCGUACAUCACCACCGAUGAGCUCUCGAGGGCCGGCGGCUCCUGGGAGGUGCCCAUGGUGCUGGAGUGGGCGGUGGGCGACCAGACGUGCGAGGCGGCGAAGAAGAACAGGACGGCCUACGCCUGCCGCAGCGACAUCAGCAAGUGCUCCAACGCCAAGAACGGCCGCCCUGGGUAUACAUGCAGCUGCCCCGAAGGUUAUGAGGGAAACCCUUACCUUCCUGAUGGCUGCAAAGGUACGUAA